This is a messenger RNA of Megachile rotundata (alfalfa leafcutting bee), 1277 nucleotides long. Its product is annotated as calcyclin-binding protein. Gene Ontology annotation, cellular component: nucleus. Gene Ontology annotation, molecular function: tubulin binding; S100 protein binding; ubiquitin protein ligase binding. NCBI's taxonomy places the organism in Eukaryota, Metazoa, Arthropoda, Insecta, Hymenoptera, Megachilidae. The record is from RefSeq and is a predicted model, not a curated record. Gene Ontology annotation, biological process: heart development.
CGGUCUCCCAAUUCGUUAAACGUGUGCGUAGUGUGCAGUAAGCAGUCGUUACUCGAACGUCGAGAACAGUGAGUGACUUGUUAAAAGUGCAAUAAAAACUCUGAUACGUUUCUAAUUCUAAUAACAUUGUCAAAAAAGAUUACUGAAUACUGAUUGUCCUUUUUAUUACAUUUUCGCCUAUAAUAUUUGCGAUUUAUUUAAAACAACGCAAUGUCUUCGAACGCUGACGAGUUAAAACUUGAUAUCGAGGAGUUGAAUCAAUUACUUAAACAAGCAACUCGACAAAGAAGCAAAAAUCUUAUCAGCCUUGAACUAAGAAGAUUACAACCAGGAUUAUCUAAAUUGAUCGAAGAAGACAAAAUAUCAUCUACAAAAUCAACCCAUGCAGUAUCAAACCCUCAAAAAUGUUAUGAAGUUAAACUUAAUAAUUACAGUUGGGAUCAGACAAAUACGACAGUAAAAUUAUAUAUUACAUUAAAAGACGUACAUCAGUUGCCUAAAGAAGCUGUGAUUUGUAACUUCACAGAGAAAACUUUGGAUCUUCGUGUUCUUGGAUUGGAUAAUAAAAACUAUAGUUUAAUAAUUAACAAUUUAUGUGAAGAGAUCGAUACAACUCAUAGCACUGUUAAAGUAAAGCCUGAUACAGUUGUUGUAUCUCUUGCGAAAAAACUUCCAAAAAAUUGGUCACAUAUAACAGAAGUAGAAAAGAGAAUCAAGCAAUCAAAGUCAUCAGUGGUUCCAGAUAUGAGUGAUGACAGUGAUCCUGGUGCAAAUUUAAUGAAUUUAAUAAAGAAAAUGUAUCAAGAAGGAGAUGACCAAAUGAAAAAGACAAUAGCCAAAACAUGGGCAGAAAAUCAAGAGAAAAAAGCAGCUGGAUUGCCUUAUUCUUGUUAAUUUUCAUUAAUGUUACAAGUUAUUGAUGUACAAAGUAAGUUUAGGCAUAAAAAUUCAAAGUAUACAUGUUUGUAUAUGUUUCUUUUAAAUAAUUAUUAAUUUUAUAAAGAAAAAUAUAAUUUUAAGCCUAUUACCUACAUUUUCUCUGAAAAUAAAGUAUCUUUAGUUAAAUAAAGUGUAUUAUGUUAAUUGUCUAAAACUUGUAUAUUUUAUUUUCUGCUGCCAUAAUUUAUUCAUGUUAUUAAUGUAUUUAGUGAUAAUAAAAUAAGACUUAUUUUAAGCAUGUAAUGAUUAUUUUUAUUCCAUGUUCAGAUUGUAUCAGUUGUUUCUUUAAUAUAUAUCAUUGAUGAUAAUCACUUACAAUAAACAGUAUAUAAAGGUUC